Messenger RNA from Eupeodes corollae, 2954 nucleotides. It is a transcript of the gene Prp6, whose product is annotated as pre-mRNA-processing factor 6. Gene Ontology annotation, biological process: mRNA splicing, via spliceosome; spliceosomal tri-snRNP complex assembly. Lineage: Eukaryota; Metazoa; Arthropoda; Insecta; Diptera; Syrphidae. Gene Ontology annotation, cellular component: catalytic step 2 spliceosome; U4/U6 x U5 tri-snRNP complex. Gene Ontology annotation, molecular function: protein binding. The record is from RefSeq and is a predicted model, not a curated record.
CAUUUACAAAAAUAUGCAGCAGACCCAAAACAAUUUUUCUUUUGCACACCACGUCUGUAAACGUAAAUAAAAAUAAAAUAAAAGUUCUUCACAUAAAAUCCAAUAAAAUAACAUUUAAACAGAAAAAAAAUGUCGAACAUUACAGCGGCAGUAAUCGCAAAUAGAAAUAAGAAACAUUUUCUUGGAGUUCCAGCACCGCUCGGCUAUGUAGCCGGUGUUGGUCGAGGUGCCACAGGAUUUACAACUCGAUCUGAUAUCGGUCCAGCUCGAGAUGCCAACGACGUCUCCGAUGACCGUCAUGCUCCACCAGCGGCGAAGCGCAAGAAAAAAGAGGAAGAAGAAGAAGACGACGAGGAUUUGAACGACUCUAAUUAUGACGAAUUCAGUGGAUACAGUGGCUCAUUGUUCUCAAAGGAUCCCUAUGACAAAGACGACGAGGAGGCCGAUGCCAUCUACGAGUCCAUCGACAAGAGAAUGGACGAGAAACGCAAGGAAUACAGAGAUCGAAGAAUGAAAGAGGACUUGGAGAAGUAUCGUCAGGAACGUCCAAAGAUCCAGCAGCAAUUUUCCGAUUUGAAGAGAAGUCUGGCCACAGUUACCGCCGAAGAAUGGUCGACCAUUCCAGAAGUGGGGGAUAGUCGCAACAGAAAACAGAGAAAUCCCCGGGCAGAGAAGUUUACCCCGCUUCCGGAUAGCGUUAUAUCAAGGAAUCUGGGAGGAGAGGCGUCGUCUACCAUCGACCCACGGUCUGGGUUGUCAUCGAUGGUUCCUGGUGUCGCCACCCCGGGGAUGUUGACUCCAACAGGUGAUCUGGAUUUGCGAAAGAUUGGUCAGGCCAGGAACACUCUUAUGAACGUGAAGCUGUCCCAAGUUUCGGACUCGGUCGAGGGACAAACUGUCGUUGACCCCAAGGGCUACUUGACUGACCUCCAGAGUAUGAUUCCUACCUACGGAGGUGACAUCAAUGACAUCAAAAAGGCGCGUCUCUUGCUGAAGAGUGUCAGGGAGACAAAUCCCAACCAUCCUCCGGCUUGGAUUGCUUCAGCACGACUUGAGGAAGUCACCGGAAAGGUUCAAAUGGCCAGGAAUCUCAUCAUGCGAGGAUGUGAGAUCAACCCACAGAGUGAAGACCUCUGGCUGGAGGCAGCCCGUCUGCAACCACCGGAUACAGCUAAGGCUGUGAUUGCUCAGGCCGCUCGCCACAUCCCCACCUCGGUGAGGAUCUGGAUCAAGGCUGCUGACUUGGAGACAGAAACCAAAGCCAAACGCCGGGUGUUCCGGAAGGCUCUCGAACACAUUCCUAAUUCGGUGCGUUUGUGGAAGGCGGCAGUCGAGUUGGAGAACCCCGAUGAUGCUCGGAUCCUUCUUUCCCGUGCUGUGGAAUGUUGCAACACGAGUGUUGAGCUUUGGUUAGCCCUGGCUCGCCUAGAGACCUACGAGAACGCCAGGAAGGUUCUCAACAAAGCCCGAGAGAACAUCCCCACCGACAGACAGAUUUGGACCACGGCCGCAAAGCUGGAGGAGGCUAAUGGCAACAUCCACAUGGUGGAGAAGAUCAUUGACAGAUCUCUGACCUCCUUGAGUGCCAAUGGAGUCGAGAUAAACCGGGAGCAAUGGUUUCAGGAGGCCAUCGAGUCGGAGAAGUCGGGAGCGGUACAUUGCUGCCAGGCCAUAGUGAAGGCCGUAAUCGGAAUAGGAGUCGAGGAAGAAGACAGGAAGCAGACAUGGAUUGACGAUGCCGAAUUCUGUGCCAAGGAAAACGCCUUCGAAUGCGCAAGAGCUGUUUAUGCCCACGCUCUGCAGGUGUUCCCAUCCAAGAAGAGCAUCUGGCUUCGUGCGGCUUACUUCGAAAAGAACCACGGAACUCGUGAGAGUCUGGAAGCUUUGCUGCAGCGUGCCGUGGCUCAUUGUCCCAAAUCUGAGGUCCUUUGGUUGAUGGGAGCCAAGUCCAAGUGGUUAGCCGAUGAUGUUCCGGCAGCCCGUGGUAUUCUUUCAUUGGCUUUCCAGGCAAAUCCAAAUUCCGAAGACAUCUGGUUGGCUGCUGUGAAGCUGGAAAGUGAGAACUCUGAGUACGAACGAGCUCGUCGCCUCCUGGCCAAGGCGAGAGCUUCAGCUCCAACACCUCGAGUUAUGAUGAAGUCUGCGCGUCUUGAAUGGGCGCUCGAUCGAAUGGACGAGGCACUGCGCCUCUUAGACGAAGCGGUUAAGGUAUUCCCUGACUUCCCCAAACUCUGGAUGAUGAAGGGACAGAUUGAGGAACAGGAAAAUAGAUUGGACGAGGCUGCCAGCACCUACACCCAGGGUUUGAAGAAGUGUCCCACUUCAAUCCCAUUGUGGAUCCUGUCGUCGUCGUUGGAAGAACGCAAAGGGACUCUGACUAAGGCUCGUUCGAUUCUAGAAAGAGGGCGUUUGAAGAACCCGAAGACUUCCCAACUCUGGUUGGAGGCGAUUCGUGUGGAACUUAGGGCAGGACUGAAAGAAAUUGCCUCGACGAUGAUGGCUCGUGCAUUGCAGGAGUGUCCCACUGCCGGGGAACUCUGGGCUGAAGCCAUUUUCAUGGAAUCAAAGCCUCAGCGGAAGACAAAAUCAGUGGACGCAUUGAAGAAGUGCGAACAUGACCCACAUGUCCUUUUGGCCGUUUCAAAGCUGUUCUGGUCGGAACACAAGUUCUCCAAGUGCAGAGAUUGGUUUAAUCGAACGGUUAAAAUCGAUCCUGAUUUUGGAGACGCUUGGGCGUAUUUCUACAAAUUCGAAUUGAUUCAUGGAACUGAAGAGCAACAGAAGGAAGCCCUGGAGCGGUGUGUAGCUGCCGAGCCGAAGCAUGGAGAGGCAUGGUGUGCCGUAAGCAAACACAUAAAGAACUGGUGCUUCAAGACACCCGAAAUUCUUGGAGGAGUUGUCAAGCAACUCGCUAUACCGACUUAAGAAUAAAAAUAAACGUUUAAUUCACUUUA